AUGUACUGUAUCACCAUGGAUGUUUCACAGGAACAGGUUUCUAUGACCAGACACCCUAAUCUCCUUCAGCACCUUAAUAAGAGAAAAGCAACCGACAUGCCAGUACCGUAUCAACAGACAUUUCGUCUCGACAUUGAGAAAACUUUGACGGCUCUAUAUGUUGUUGGCACAGUGUUGAAAGUGAACCUAAACAGGAAUGCCCCUCCUACUUCCAAGUACUUCUCUGUGCAAUGCAGUCCCAGAGUGCAGUACAGGAUCACCCCACCCCCACUGGAGAGUGGGACCCUCCCCACCAGUCUCAAUGGUAAUACAGUGCUUCUUAUUACCAUGGACACUGCCAGCGAAGUGGGAAAUGAUAGCAAGCUAUCGGUCAUGUAUUAUGGAGAGAAGACGGAGGUGUUAGGGAAAGCUGUCGUUCACCUCACCGCUGUUGAGAUUUCUCUGGACGUAGAUGCUGAUCGAGAUGGCCAGGUGGAGAGGAACAACCCCAACAAGGGAUCCUGGAUGUGGGGGCCUAAUGGCCACGGUGCCAUCCUACUGGUCAACUGUGACUCAGAACGCACCUAUGGGAAGAGGCGGGACAGUGAGUAUGCUGAGGUCACGAGAGUCUCAGAUCUGAAAGACAUGUCCCCAAUGGUGCUGCGGACCAGUGGCCCUGCCAAGCUCCCAGAGGGCUACAAGCUGACCAUGCACAUCUCCCAGGGGGAUGCAGAGAGUGUCAGGGUCUUCAGGACCAGGUCCACAGCAGGCAUGCACCAAACACUGAAAAACCUGUUCUACAAGAGCUUUGUGAAGGACUACCCGCUGGUGCUGGGCAGUGAGGAUUUGUCCAAGGAGGUCCAGUACCUCGGGGGAAACGCUGAGAUGAAUUUCUACGUUGAGGGCCUGAGAUUCCCUGACAAAGACUUUGAGGGCCUCAUCAGCAUCAGCCUCAGCCUGCUGGAACCCAGCUCUCAGGGCUUUCCUGAGACGCCCAUCUUUACAGACAGGGUGGUGUUCCGUGUGGCUCCCUGGAUCAUGACACCCAACACACUCAACCCUGUGGAGGUCUUCGUCUGCAGCACAUCUGAUAACUACCAGUUCCUAAAGGGAAUGAGGAGGCUGGUGGAAAACAAUGGGUACAAGCUGAAGGUUUGCCAUGAGUACAUGAACAGAGGAGACCGCUGGAUGCAGGAUGAGAUAGAGUUUGGCUACAUUGACUCUCCUCACCAACGUUUCCCUGUUGUGCUGGACUCCCCCCGAGACGGAGAACUACAGGAUUUCCCUUAUGAUGUGCUACUGGGCCCAGACUUUGGCUAUGUGACGAGGACAGCAUAUAAUGAGGAAGUGAGCAGCUUGGACUCGUUUGGUAACCUGGAAGUUAGCCCUCCAGUCACUAUAAAUGGAAAGAACUACCCUCUGGGCAGGAUCAUAAUUGGAGUGGCUUUCCCCACGGCAACCAAGGGCCGCAACAUGACCAAAGUAGUGCAAGACUUCCUUUGGGCACAGAAAGUCCAGGAGCCCAUUGCACUGUUCUCUGAUUGGCUUCUGGUUGGGCAUGUGGAUGAAUUCAUGACUUUUGUUCCAGCUCCUGACAAAAAGGGAUUCCGACUGCUGCUCGCCAGCCCCGACGCAGGCUACAAACUUUUCAGGGGCUUACAGAAUGACAGGCAUGGACAAGCCAAAAUGUUUGACGGUCUUGGUGCAGAAGAAGAGAUUACGGUAGAUGAGAUUUUGAGUGAUGACAAACUCAGAGCAGAAAACGACUAUGUCCAGAGCUGUAUAGACUGGAACAGGGAUGUCCUUAAGAGGGAGCUGGGUUUAGAUGACGACGAUAUCAUUGAUCUGCCCAUCCUUUUCCAUGUGAUGGAGGAGAACAGGGCAGUGGCCUAUUACCCAGACAUGGUGAACAUGAUUGUGUUGGGGAAGAACCUGGGCAUCCCUAAACCGUUUGGGCCCAAGGUGAAUGGCUGCUGUGCCCUGGAGGCAGAGAUGACCUCCCUCAUGGAGGGCCUGGGACUCAGCUGCACAUACAUUGAUGACUUUGCCUCCUACCACAAACUGCUGGGAGAGGUUCACUGUGGCUCCAAUGUCCGUAGGGAACCCUUUUCCUUCAAGUGGUGGAACCUGGAGAUGUGAGGGAUUUGGGGCAAGGAAUGGUUGUAGUUAGAGGGAAUAAGGCUUGAUGUUAACAGCAGCAACAAUCGCCAGCAGCAGUCAUCUUCAAACAACAACAGUAGUCCUUGUACUGUAUUACCCCUUUGUCUUUAUUAAACAUGUAUUUGCCUUUUUUUU
Molecule: messenger RNA, 2274 nt
Organism: Salvelinus fontinalis (brook trout)
Lineage: Eukaryota; Metazoa; Chordata; Actinopteri; Salmoniformes; Salmonidae
Product: protein-arginine deiminase type-2-like
Exons: 16
Coding region: 1-2118 (705 amino acids)
Cellular component (GO): cytoplasm
Molecular function (GO): protein-arginine deiminase activity; calcium ion binding
Source: RefSeq, a predicted model, not a curated record